Messenger RNA from Brachypodium distachyon (stiff brome), 3337 nucleotides. Its product is annotated as protein EXECUTER 1, chloroplastic. The record is from RefSeq and is a predicted model, not a curated record. Bases 125 to 2251 code for a protein of 708 amino acids. Gene Ontology annotation, biological process: singlet oxygen-mediated programmed cell death; response to singlet oxygen. Lineage: Eukaryota; Viridiplantae; Streptophyta; Magnoliopsida; Poales; Poaceae. The transcript is spliced from 12 exons. Gene Ontology annotation, cellular component: thylakoid membrane.
UAAUCCACAAAGGAAAGAAAAGGAGACACCACAACCACCGCGCUACACGAGCGCGAUUCUCCCCAACGGUGCGUCGCGUUGGCCACGAAGCCGGCCGUGCCGCCCCACCCGCCUGGCCACCUCCAUGGCAUCCGUCUACACCGCGCCUCGCGCGCCCCUCCCCGCCUUUUCGUCGUCGCGACAACUGGACCCGAACCCUAGCCGGUUCCUCGCCACGCGCCGGGGGCAGCGCCUCCGCGUCCGCCGCCUGGCGGGCGCCGCGCCGACGUGCCGCCGUUCCGAUGCCACCGCUUCGGUGUUCCGGUGCUGCGCGCGCAGCUCGGAGGCCGCCGACUCCGGCGGCGAGCGCCGGCGCCGUGGAUGGGACGCGCUCUUCCACGAUGCCUUCCAGGGCGCCGUGCGGCGGUGGAGCGAGUACGUCAGCAAUUACUGGCCCCCAACCCCCGGCUCGAAGGGGGCAGUCCCGGGGAAGAGGACAGAGAGUUCUCACGAACUGGAGGUGAUAGGAGGGGAGUUGGAGGAAGACGAGGAGGAGAUGGAGGUGGAGGAUGAAGAGGGGAAGUGGAGCUGGAUGAGGUGGAAGCAGCACUUUGCUCUUGUGGAGGAGAGUGAGCGCCUUGUCGAUGAACUGAAGUUACAACUCCGGACUGCUGUAUAUAGAGAAGACUAUAGAAGUGCUCACAAACUGAAGUUGGCUAUUGCUGCUACGUCAAGAAUUGAUACUGUUGGCAGAUCAAUAUCUGACUUGCAUCGGGCCAUAGUAGAGGAGCGCUAUAUGGAUGCAGCUCAUAUUAGAGAUCAUGCUGGUGCAGGGCUGUUGGGCUGGUGGUCGGGGGUUUCUGGAAAUCUAUCUGAUCCAUAUGGUCUUAUAAUUCGUGUAAGCGCUGAACAUGGUCGGUAUGUGGCAAAAAGUUAUGAUAUCAGGCAGCUGGCAUCAGACGGCCCUGGUUUCCCUAUAUUUGAAAUUUAUUUUGCAGAGGCAAAUGGACGAUACAACCUGCAGGCAGUGCAUCUGAAACCAGAUGUUAGUGAUUCUGACCAGCUGCCAAAUAUGUUGAGUGGAAAACUAGACAUCAACAGUAUAAGCAUAUCUAGCAGUUCCUUAGGUGCUAAACAGGAGGAACACGAUGAAGGAAUAAACGUGGAUGACCAAAACAGCGAUGAUAGUGAUGUUUCUGCUGGGCCAGCUGGUUUGAAAAACUUGUCAAAUGAUUCACCUCCAGUUCCUAGGAUCAAAAUAUUGAAAAUGGCGCCCAUGGAAAAUAUCAACCAAGAUUAUAUAAUCAAAAUCUUUGACCAGAUUUCAGAGGAAGAUGAUGAUAAUGAUGAUGCAGAGAUUGAGAACGAAUCUUCACAAGAUAUUGGUGAUGAAGAUAACAAUGAAGGGGCAGAAACAAUUUCUGCAGAAGAGAAUAAUAACGAGUCUGGUGAGGAGAGCGAUAUUGAAGCCUUAGUUUCAAUUGGAAUUGAAAUUGAGAAUGACAAGGAUUUUGCUUCUCAGUCAUCACCUAAAACCUUUGAACGCUUGCCAGCUAGAUUAGAAAACAGGGACCGAUUUUCAUUUUCUUUCUAUACUGAACAAUUUAGUAAGAAACACGAUGCAGAAAGGGCUCAGCAGAUUCCUAAGGAAAGAGUUGGCUUCCGAACUACUGAGCAGGAUGAUGGUCCCAAGUUUGAUCCCGUUAAGUUGGUUGGUGGCAACAGGAAACUGCCGAUGCUGCAACUUGGCAUUAAGCAACAUAGUAACAAGGUUCAGCCAAAACUAUAUGGAGUUACCCACUUCAGCCGAAUUCAAGCGCCCAUGUCUUCAGAUCCUCUCAGUGGCUUAUAUGAGACUGCAUCUGGAUUUGACUCGGAAAUUCUUAGUUUACAACGGAAAUUUGGUCAAUGGCGGGAGGAUGAUUCAUCUGAGGAGGACAGGGAUCUUAAGUUCUAUGAGUAUGUUGAAGCUACAAAGUUGACUGGGGAUAAUCUUGUGCCGGCGGGUCAGGUUGUCUUUCGUGCAAAAGUUGGCAAACACUAUCAGCUUCCUCAUAAGGGCAUUAUUCCUAGAGAACUCGGAGUGGUUGCUAGGUACAAGGGGCAAAGGAGAAUUGCAGAUGCUGGUUUCCAAAAUCCUCGGUGGGUUGAUGGCGAGCUUUUGAUACUAGAUGGGAAGUUCAUCAGAGAUGGUCCUGUGAUAGCUUUCUUUUACUGGACUUCAAAUCUCCAUCUUUUUGAAUUCUUUAGGCGGUUGAGUCUUCCUGACUAGUUUCACUUGAAAAGGUGCAGUUCAAGGUUCUUCCGAGCAUGGUAGAAGAUAAAGUAAUUCAGGAUAAGCAUGCUAUGGUGUCCUGCUUGGUCUUUAUGCAUGUCUUGUUGAGUUAGUGAAGAAUAGUUCAUUACUUCAGUUGUUCCCCGAGAAUCUGAUCAUGUGUAUGCAACUAUUCAUAGGUUCUUAAACACAUCAUUUCACAUUGUCAGCAGAGAGCCCUUUAGGUGCUCGCUCUGUGCCAUUGCUGGAACAGGACCUUGCUAGCCCCAUUAUGCUUAUAAGUAGCCGCCGGAGCAAAAUGAGUGUUCGUCUAGUUUUUCUUGACUUGUUGGUAUAUGUUGGAGGAACUAUCAAACAACUCCCCUCAGUCCAAGGGCUGUUAUGUCCCUGGAGGUUACGGAGGCACGAGCUUCCGGUCAUUUGCCGUCUGACGGUGACGGUGAGGACACUUCCGGAGGUCUCCAUACAUUACCACUUGAUCAGUCAGAUCUGUGGGACCCCCAGGACAGGAACUCACUUUCGGCAGAUGCGUGUAAUCUAGUACCAACCCCAGGUAGACUCUUCUGGCCCUACAUUUAGUCGCCCCAACAGAUGCUAUCCUAAUAAUUUGUACAAGGCCAUGAGCCUAUAAAUGCCCAUUGUAAGCCUGUAACUGAAACUUAAUCUGCUCAAGGCCUGUGAACUUUAUGGCCCUCAGGGAUGGGAUCCUCACCAAGAGGCAACCCAAAACCCGAGCCAGGGGUACACAGACAGAAGAUGAGCAGUGUGCCUUCAUUUGCACCUGAAUCUGUACAAAUUUCCUGCUCACUUUCACGCACGGACUGGUCUUCCCAAUUCGGAGUCCAUCUCUCGCCCAUUUCUCGGUUUUUACCCAUGACAUCAUUCAUUAUCAUGCAUGAUCAUGUGAUGUACUUUAUCGUCAUUCAAAUUUUAGUGAAUGUCUUCACUCCUAUAAAAGACUCCAAUUGGUGGCGUUGCUCCGUCACCUUCGGUUUGCGUCACUUGUUGAUUUUGCACAAAUCAUUGGAAUAUGAACGAAUAUGUAUUAUCUUAUGUAAGAUAAUAAGAUAAUAGAUAGUAGUA